AUGAAGAAAAUUUCAAUAACGCUUCUUAUCUGUAUUGUUACUUUGGUUAUUAUUCUCAAUAAUGAUUGUAUACAAGCUGCUGAAGAAGAUAAUUUCGAAGAAGACCAAUUGGAUGCACUUUCGUUUCUUGUCGACAAACGGGCUUAUAAACAAUUUAAAACCACAUGUGAAGAACACAAACGUGAAGCAAAAGCAGCAUAUGAAUUACGAUGUGAACCAUCAAUUACUCCUCGUUCUACAUCAAAUGAAUUUCUUCGUCGAAAACGUGGCAUUUUUCAUCCAGGAUUGACUGCAUGUGAAGAACAGAAACGUGAAGCUCGAGAAGAUUACGAAGAACGAUGUGAACCAUCAAUUCCAUGGCAACGAGAUCGUAACAGCAAUCGUUUUUGUCCUGAUAUUAAUGAUUGGCAUGAAUUAGAUUCAUAUGAAAUUGGAGAGGGAGGUGGUUUUGAUUUCGAUACGUUGGGAAAAUUAAUACCACAAAAUAUGAGUAUCGAAAAAAUUAUUGGAGGUGUCGUUGCUGGAAUUAUUACUGCAGGCGUUGGUGGCAAACGAAGAGCUGCACAUGCUAAUCGAUUUUUAAAACGAACUUUUUUUCAUCCCGGCGCAACCAAAUGUGAAGAACAAAAGCGUGAAGCACGAGAAGAUUACGAGGAACGAUGUGAACCAUCAUUUCCACUCUUCCGUAAUACAGGAACACGACGUUUCUGUCCGGAUAUUCAUGAUUGGAAAGAAUUUGAUAAUUAUGAAAUUGGUGAUGGAUAUGAUUCACGUGAUCCAAUGGGUGGUGACAAAAAGAAUACAGGACAUAAUAAAGAACGAAAUCAAUACGAGAGAACCAAUGAUCGAAAUCAAUACAAUAGAAACAAUGAUAGAAAUCACUAUAAUACAAUCAGUGAUAGAAAUCAAUAUAAUACAGUUAAUGAUAAAAAUAAUUAUCCAACUUCAUCUAGUACUAAUCGUAACAAUGAUUAUGAUAUGGAACAUGUCGAUUAA
Molecule: messenger RNA, 996 nt
Organism: Adineta steineri
Lineage: Eukaryota; Metazoa; Rotifera; Eurotatoria; Adinetida; Adinetidae
Source: the annotation of a GenBank genome assembly